Messenger RNA from Fulvia fulva, 549 nucleotides. RefSeq lists its product as uncharacterized. Lineage: Eukaryota; Fungi; Ascomycota; Dothideomycetes; Mycosphaerellales; Mycosphaerellaceae. The record is from RefSeq and is a predicted model, not a curated record. The transcript has a single exon. The coding region runs from base 1 to 549 and encodes 182 amino acids.
AUGAUUGACUCGCCCACCGAGUACGCGGGCUGUACCUGCGUAGAGACAGCCUUCCAACCGCUUCGCGGCCUCAGCAUACUGACUGGCAAGGUCGAAAUCCUUGAUUCCCAGAGAGUACCUCAAGUAAUACAGCAGAAGAUCACGGCACUGUGGGACCAGCCGACCUGGAGUGGAUACGAUACCACACCACUCCAGACCUGGACCAGCACCAUCAAACGGGCGGAAGCUUGUGAUAGCCUGGAUCAUAGUCUCCAGAACCUCGAACUGAUCGAUCUGCCUGAGCAGAAGACAUCGACGCAGGAGUCCAAUGGUGCUGUAACAGCCAUCGCCGUCAGCCUGAAUGAGAUCAGAAACAAGUUCAGGUACGGACACAAGGAUUUCAUCACUCCAGGUACCGAACGCUCAGUGAUCGAGCCGUAUAGAGACCUGGAGACUGCGCUCGAUCGGCUUGAUUUGGAUGAAGUCAGGAGGGAAGUCAUGGAGCAGGUGAUGGAGAAGGCGAGGCGGGAUCUUGGGGGGCUGGGAGAUGUCAUUAGUCGAUUGUCGUAG